AUGAACAAGCUCGUCGCCACUGAUAGAUAUUUUCAACAACACCUUGAUGCAGCUGGCCGUCUUGGUAUGUCUCCAAUUCAAAAAUGUACUGCAGCCAUGAGGGUGUUGGCAUAUGGCACUUCAGCCGAUUUGCAUGACGAAUACUUACGAAUGAGCGCCCAAGUCAUUCGUAAAUCAGUCAUCAAAUUUGUUGAAGGUUCAAGAAAUGAUAUUAAUGUACUUGAUCAAUCGCCUGUUUUUGAUGAUAUCUUGGAAGGUCGAGCACCUAAGGUCAAUUAUAUCGUUAAUGGUCGCGAAAGGAAUAUAGGAUAUUAUCUCACUGAUGGCAUAUAUCCUCAAUGGGCGGCAUUUAUCAAAUCUAUUCCUGCUCCACAACUUCGAAAGCAUCAGUUGUUUGCUCAACAUCAAGAGGCUGCACGAAAAGAUGUUGAGCGAGCAUUUGGAGUUUUACAAGCGCGUUUUGCUUUUAUCAAGCGGCCAUGUCUUAUUUGGGAUCGUGAUAUUAUGGGAAAAAUAAUGAUUGCUUGCAUCAUCAUGCAUAAUAUGAUAAUGGAAGAUGAAAGAAGCAAUUACCUUAACUAUCAUGAUCCUACAGAAUUCAUCGAAGAUCGACUAAGACAGAAUACUCGUCGAAGUGAAGAUGGAGAGGAAACUAAUGAUUUCAUGCACUCUACAAAUAGGAUUGCAAGCCUAGCGAGCUAUAUGAGAACUAGGUCCCAACUUCGCAAUAGAGAAGAUCACAGCUCUCUAUUACAUGACUUGAUUGAGCAUAUAUGGCAAAAGUUUGGAGAUGAUAAUUAA
Messenger RNA from Salvia miltiorrhiza (redroot sage), 801 nucleotides. RefSeq lists its product as uncharacterized. The coding region runs from base 1 to 801 and encodes 266 amino acids. The transcript has 2 exons. The record is from RefSeq and is a predicted model, not a curated record. Lineage: Eukaryota; Viridiplantae; Streptophyta; Magnoliopsida; Lamiales; Lamiaceae.